AUGCUUGUAACGACUAGAUACGGCGCCAUGGCCGGUUUAUUUCUAUCAACGUACGACGUGUUAAUGUAUUCACACGCAACUGGAUUGGGGAACAUGUUGAGGCGUUAUGCCUACCACACGGUGCCUCUUGCUCUGACUGGCGCUACAUUCGCGGCCGUUGCCAACGGAGUGCAACACCUUAGAAAAAGGGAUGACCCUCUCAACUAUUUUAUUGGUGGAGUUGCUUGUGGUCCUAUACUAGCUUACUACUUUGGUUCCUAUUACGCAUUGUUCGUGGGAGGACUCUGCCUGGGUAUAGCUGGCGCUAUUAAAAAAGACGCUGUUGAUAAUGAAUUCGACCUACUACCUCAGGUAAAACUUACGGCUCCUGUGGAUGGCUGGAGAAGAGAUUACACAUUAGUACAAGAUCCUAGAGACAUUCUCAUUCAUACAUGCGGCAAAGAAAAUGAGAAAUGA
Molecule: messenger RNA, 456 nt
Organism: Danaus chrysippus (African queen)
Lineage: Eukaryota; Metazoa; Arthropoda; Insecta; Lepidoptera; Nymphalidae
Source: the annotation of a GenBank genome assembly